Cokeromyces recurvatus is the source of this 2262-nucleotide messenger RNA. RefSeq names its product P-loop containing nucleoside triphosphate hydrolase protein. Bases 1 to 2262 code for a protein of 753 amino acids. The record is from RefSeq and is a predicted model, not a curated record. Gene Ontology annotation, cellular component: Golgi stack. Lineage: Eukaryota; Fungi; Mucoromycota; Mucoromycetes; Mucorales; Mucoraceae. The transcript has 6 exons. Gene Ontology annotation, molecular function: ATP hydrolysis activity; ATP binding. Gene Ontology annotation, biological process: Golgi to plasma membrane protein transport; SNARE complex disassembly; intra-Golgi vesicle-mediated transport.
AUGGACUAUUUACGUUAUGAUGACCAACGUCGUUAUGGCGAAAAAGAAGACCCUAGACUACUUGAAGUAACUCAAUGUCCUACUGAUGCUGCUGCUUUAACAAAUUGUGCCUACAUUACUCCUGGUUUCAUGGAUCCCAAAAUUCAUUACAUUAUUGUAGACCGUGAACAUGCUUUUUCUGUCAAAUUUGAUAGGUCAAUUCCAAAAGGCCAGAUUGGCUUUAAUAGCAUACAACGUCGCUGGGCAUCUUUUUCAAUAGGCCAAAAAGUAAUUGUAGAACCAUUUGACGUUCAUUCUGAAGGCAUGGAUAUCUAUCUUGGUAUUUUAAAGAUGGAGAUUGACUUUUUUUCAAAAAGUAAUAGACUCCCGGAUGAAUUUAAAGAAGAUGAUCUCGCAAAAGCAUUUUCAGAAACCUUUUAUUAUCAAAUAUUUUCAAAGGGACAAUCUCUAGUAUUUGAAUAUUGCGGUGUCAAGUUUAAAGUAACCAUUCAAGAUUUGGCUGUAGUCGAUUUGAAUGUAUUAAAGAAGGGUGAAGUGAAUGCUCGUCAAGAAAGUCAACCAGACGCCUUUCGUGGUAUUUUAAUGCGUGAAACCAAUAUUGAGCUUACAAAGGCAGAAGGUUCGUUCCUAAAUCUGAAACCAUCAAAAAAUAAGGCGAUGAGAACAAAAGCAUUGAUAAAACCAGAUUUUAAAUUUGAAGAUCUUGGCAUUGGUGGUUUAGACGAUGAAUUUAAUGCCAUCUUUCGUCGUGCUUUUGCUUCCCGUAUUUUCCCUCCUGCUUUAGUAGAAAAAUUAGGUGUUCAGCAUGUGAAAGGUAUCUUACUUUAUGGUCCUCCAGGUACAGGUAAAACUUUAAUGGCACGUCAAAUUGGUAAAAUGUUAAAUGCCAAGGAACCUAAAAUUGUGAGUGGUCCUGAAAUUCUUUCCAAGUUUGUUGGUCAGUCUGAAGAAAAUGUUCGAAAGUUAUUUGCUGAUGCUGAGGACGAGUAUCGUAAAAAGGGAGAGGAUUCAAGUUUGCAUAUCAUUAUCUUUGAUGAGUUAGAUGCGAUCUGUAAGUCUCGUGGUACGCGUAGUGGUGACACGGGUGUAGGUGAUUCAGUAGUAAAUCAAUUAUUAGCCAAGAUGGAUGGUGUUGAGCAAUUGAAUAAUAUCCUUAUUAUUGGUAUGACUAACAGAAAGGAUAUGAUUGAUGAAGCCAUUUUACGUCCUGGUCGUCUUGAAGUCCAUAUGGAAAUUGGUUUGCCUGAUGAAAAAGGUAGACUUCAAAUUCUUAAAAUUCAUACUAGUAAAAUGAGGUCGAAUGAUGCCUUGGAUUCUGAUGUCAGUCUUGAAGAACUAGCCGACUUAACCAAGAAUUAUAGCGGUGCAGAAAUUUCAGGUGUUGUUAAAGCUGCCACUUCUUAUGCAUUCAGUCGACAUAUCAAGGUUGGUUCCCUAGAAGGUGUUUCGACUGAUAUGGCUGAAAUGAAGAUUUGUAUGGAUGAUUUUUUGAAUGCUCUCAAGGAAGUUCAACCUGCCUUUGGUGUCUCUGAAGUUGAACUACAACAAUGUGUUCAAAAUCAUAUCAUUCCAUUCAGUCCCCGUAUUGAGCAAAUCUUGGAUGAUGGUCGUCUUUAUGUAGAUCAAGUACGUCAAUCAUCUCGUACACCUUUAGUUAGUGUCUUAUUGAAUGGCCCAACGAGCGCAGGCAAGACAGCUUUAGCUGCUACUAUUGCUAUGCGAAGCGACUUUCCAUUUAUCAAACUAAUUUCUCCUGAAACAAUGGUUGGUAUGACUGAAUCUCAAAAGGUGAACGAAAUUAAUAAGAUCUUUAAUGACUCUUAUAAAUCACCUAUUAGUGUAAUUGUUAUUGAUGCUAUUGAACGUCUUUUAGAUUAUGUACCUAUUGGACCUCGAUUUUCAAAUGCAGUCUUACAAGCUCUUCUAGUUCUCCUUAAAAAGAAACCACCAAAGGAUCGUCGUCUCUUGAUUUUGGCCACUACAUCACAACACGAUAUUCUGGAACAGAUGGGUAUGACCUCUGAAUUUUCUGCCGAAAUCUAUGUGCCUACAAUCACAUCGCUUGAGAGUAUGGAUAUUAUCUUGCAACAACUUGAAUUAUUUAAUGAUUCAGAAAGAGAAGAAGCUCUUUCACGUUUGAAGGAAGCUAAUAUGGAUCAGAAAUUGACGCUUGGUAUUAAAAAGUUAUUGAUGAUUAUUGAAAUGGCAAGACAGGAUAAAGAUAAAGUUGAUAAAUUUGUUAAUACCAUUUUAUAUUUAUAA